Molecule: messenger RNA, 2548 nt
Organism: Papaver somniferum (opium poppy)
Lineage: Eukaryota; Viridiplantae; Streptophyta; Magnoliopsida; Ranunculales; Papaveraceae
Product: putative UDP-glucuronate:xylan alpha-glucuronosyltransferase 3
Exons: 5
Coding region: 294-2234 (646 amino acids)
Biological process (GO): xylan biosynthetic process
Molecular function (GO): glycosyltransferase activity
Source: RefSeq, a predicted model, not a curated record
UACUGCUCCAAAAAUUUACAGCUCCUUCCUUCACCAUCACCAUCACCAUCACCAUAUUCUUAGUAUAUUUACUGAAACAAACCCCCCAUUUCCUUUCUCUCUCUCCCUGUCCUUGAAAACACAACAAAAACCUCACAUUCAUAUUCAAUCACCAGUUAAUAUAAACUCUAUCAAAGGGUUCUAGCUAGCUAAAGAAAAAGAAGAGAGGGUCUAUUCUAUUCUAUUUAGCUCUGUAAAACCCUUUUCCUAUCAGACUCAGAUGUUGCAUUUUUUUGUCUGCUAAGUAAUUCAAGAUGAGAGGAUCAAUGGGUAACCACUCACCAAAUCCUAAUGAGCACAGGCUAAGGUUAUCUGGAUCAUUUGAGGAUUCAAACAAUAAGAGAAGGUUCCUAAGAAGUAAAAGUUCUAAAGAAGUUGAGAAGCCAUAUCAGACAUAUACACAAGAAAAAAGUUCAAAAUGCAAAAUUUCUACACUGAAGCUUGUCCUAUUGAUUAUUAUAUGCGGUACUUUCCUAACACUUCUCCACUCUCCGACGGUGUCCCACAAUGAACAAGAUUCGAGACCAAGCUUUGUGGACAGAUGGUUAUGGGAGAGGCCAUCUGCAGAUGCACGCUACAUAUCAGAUUUAGACAUUAAUUGGGUUGACAUUUCAGAAUCUCUCUCUAAACUUACAGAGGGACAAGACAAGAUAGGUUUAUUGAACUUUAAUGAAAGUGAGAUUGGUCGUUGGAGAGAAGAGGUGCCAAAUUCUAAGCAUGUUGUUCUUCACUUAGAUUCUGCUGGAAAGGAUGUAACGUGGGAGUCCUUGUAUCCCGAAUGGAUUGAUGAGGAAGAAGAAUCUGAAGUUCCCGUUUGCCCAUCUCUGCCAAGACCCAAGAACUACAAAAAUUCUGAUAUUGAUCUUAUUGCUGUCAAGCUUCCAUGCCGUAAGUCGGCGCACAAUUGGUCAAGAGAUGUUGCCCGUUUGCAUUUGCAGCUUGCAGCUGCAAGGAUUUCCGCCUCUGCUAAAAAAGAUCGUCCUGUUCCUGUUCUCUUUGUGACCGAUUGCUUUCCACUGCCCAACCUUUUCACUUGCAAGGAGCUUGUAAAACGUGAAGGAAAUGCAUGGUUAUACAAGCCCAAUUUAGAUACCUUGAACCAAAAGCUUCAGCUCCCAGUUGGGUCUUGUGAGCUUUCACUGCCAGUGAAAGCAAAAGAGAGGGGAUACUCCGGAACUCCACAUCGUGAAGCAUAUGCUACAAUCCUCCAUUCGGCUCACGUAUAUGUCUGUGGUGCCAUUGCUGCUGCCCAGAGUAUCCGCAUGGUGGGUUCCACAAGGGAUUUUGUCAUACUUGUUGAUGACACUAUAAGCGAAUACCACAGGAGUGGUCUUGCGGCUGCUGGAUGGAAAAUCCGAACAAUCGAGAGGAUCAGGAAUCCUAAAGCUGAAGAAAAUGCCUACAAUGAGUGGAAUUACAGCAAGUUUCGAUUAUGGCAGUUAACAGAUUAUGAUAAGAUUAUAUUCAUUGACGCAGAUUUGCUCAUCCUUAGAAACAUCGAUUUCCUAUUUGGUAUGCCAGAGAUUACUGCAACUGGAAACAAUGCAACGCUUUUCAAUUCUGGUGUGAUGGUAAUAGAGCCGUCAAAUUGCACGUUCCAACUAUUAAUGGAUCACAUCAACGAGAUCGAGUCCUACAAUGGCGGAGACCAAGGUUAUUUGAACGAAAUCUUUACAUGGUGGCACCGAAUCCCGAAACACAUGAACUUCUUGAAGCACUUCUGGGAAGGUGAUGAGGAAGAGAAGAAAGUAAUAAAAACUACAUUAUUUGGAGCUGACCCACCUGUCCUUUAUGUUUUGCAUUAUCUUGGUCUAAAGCCUUGGCUAUGUUUCCGAGACUAUGACUGUAACUGGAAUGUCGACAUAUUACAAGAGUUUGCCAGUGAUGUUGCACAUAAAACAUGGUGGAAGGUUCACGAUGCCAUGCCAGAAAACUUGCAGAAAUUCUGUUUGCUUAGAUCAAAGCAAAAAGCUGGGUUAGAGUGGGAUCGCAGGCAAGCCGAGAAAGGAAAUUUCACUGAUAGACAUUGGAACAUAACGAUAACAGAUGAAAGACUAAAGACUUGUUUUGAAGAUUUCUGCUUUUGGGAAAGUAUGCUAUGGCACUGGGGAGAAACAAACUGGACAGAUGAUAAAUCACCAACUACUGUUCCCACUGCGCCUGCGAUUACUCAAACAGCUCUCCCUAGUUUGUAAGUAGUAGUUUUUCUUACUUAUCCUAAAUACCAAUUUUCUUUCUGAUUCUUUAUGUUGGAAAGUUCAAACAUGUCACCAGUUCAGCUCCAUUACUUCACAGUACACACGAUAUAUCAAAAUGGGUUCCAAUUCUUUUCAUCUGUUUUAUAAACCUAAACUGUACCCAUUUCAGUUGCUUUAGCUCCACACAAAGAUUUCUGUAAUUUUGGGUGUUAUAGAUGUCAUAAACUUUGAUCUCUUAGAGGCGGAUUCAUAUACAAACUUUGUAGCGCAACUUAUAAUUCUCUUAUAAGAGCCUGAGGCAUAUUUUUGCA